AUGGACGAUGGAAGAAGACCGAUGCGUCCAUCCGAGGCUCUUCGUGUGGAGCCCACCGCGACUUCAUCGCAUUUCAGAGACACUUAUCGCAUGAUCCCACCGCCUCUUGGGGAGUUGUUCAGCCGGGGAUCGCAGAGUCUGUUCAGAGCGACCCAGAGACUGGCCUUCUUCCGGUCGGUUGAGGUCCUGCUGCCCGAGCACUGGGAGGCGAGGGAGUGUGGCCUCACCAACGGGCACAUUCGAAUGACGUCAUGGCGUCGGAGCCAGGCCAAGGGCUUCCGGGUGGGGACGCUUCACCCGUCCCCGUUCACCUUGCAGCCUCACUCGUGUGGCCUCCCCGGCGAAUACGUAUACCUCCCGCUGGAGUUUAUCCGAGGCGCCAAUGCAUCCCUUCACGCCGACCGAGUUCUGGUGAGAGAAUGGUCCAAGUUCCGAUACGGUGCAUUUGAUGAAACUGGGUUCCCCAACGAUCCAUUGACAUCGACUUCGUACCAAUCCUAUUCCGAGUCGGGACUCGCGGAACCCGAACCCAGCAUCUGCACGGACAAGCAACUCACCGUUACCAAGGCUUGCACCGAAGGGGAAUGCCGGUUUCGGGUCCGGGACGAGGGGAACGAGGAAGUCACGGCUUCCUUGAUGGCCCUCCCACACCUUCCCAAUGUUGAACAUUAUUGUGACGACUCGAACCACAAGGAAGAAGCUCCCACGAGGCACAACAUCCUCUGCGAUGGACGAAGCACGUGGGAUGUGGUCAGCAAGAAUGCCGACUUUCUCGGAAUCUCCCCUUCUGUGGCCAACGUGACUUCAACGGUCCCGACCUUCACUUUCACAAAGGCUUCACCACGGAAAGUCGUGUUCGUCCUUCAGGCCUCCAAGUCCAUCGGCGCAAUCAAUGGUCGCUGGGAAUCGGUGCGGAGUGGGAUCUACCGGUGGCUAGAGUUAGUGUCCUCUUCGCCGUCCCUAAUGGUCGGCUUCGUCGAGUUCGCCGGUUCGCGGACGGUCAAGAUGGAGCCGGUAAAGUCGGUGGGUCACCUGAAGCUCUCCUCCAAAAGCCUCAUCUCUCGAUAUCCCUCAGACGAAGAGGACGGCCAAGAUCAUCCAGCUUGCAUUCAUUGCGCUCUCCGACAUGCUUUCGAGCUGUUGAGCAGUGGGAGCGGAGGGGGGCCUGUGGGAGGGGAGAUCCUCCUGAUCGCCGAGGAGCAGCCGAUGAACCCCAGAAUCAACGAUCAGGAUCAGCUGCUCCAGCUGGUGUCUAUGGAGGCCAUCGACCGGGGUGUCGCCAUCCACACCCUCUCCUUCCCCGGAACGGCGAUGUCCGGAUCCGGGUCCGGGAUGACCCUGGAGAAGUUGUCGGAGGAGACGGGUGGCGUUCACCGAGGCCUAGAAGAGCACGGGUCAGCAGGGACCAUCUCGGGCAGAGUCCCUGUUGCCAACAUGGUUGAGGUCCUCGACGCCAUUGAAACAGUCUUCCCAACUCUUGACUCCUUCAAGCUGUAUCGAGAAACGGGGUCUGGAACGGGGGCAUCCCGGAUCGCUGGGGAGUUCCUCACCGAGGCGGGAUUGAGGGAACUCCAGAUGCUCGUAUACUAUCCUUCCGAGGAUCUGGCGCCCAAGAGGGUCUUGCUGCAGGAUCCACACGGAUCCACACACGAUGUCAUCGGGAGCCCGCUGGCCUCCCCCAACUACAACGCCGACAUCCUCCGCAUUCGGCAGUGGGACCCCAUCCAGGUCGGACAGUGGAGGUACGAGAUCGAGACGGUGUCGGCAGAACCAGUGGUGAUCGAGGUGCGGGGUUUCCCGUCGUCCCGGCGCGACGCGAUCCGUGUGCGGACGUGGACGUCGUGGGACGGGUCCAGAAAUCCGGAUCCCAGGUCCCAACCCCUCAUCCUGUUUGCCGAAGUGACCCGAGGGGGGAAGGUCCUCAGGGACGCCGUCAUCACGGCUCACAUUCAACGCAAGAGCCUCACCUUCACCGACGAACUCAGCCUCACCCUUCUCGAUGACGGCAUGGGAGACCCAGAUAUGAUACGUGGAGACGGCGUUUACUCGGCAUACUUCACGCACUUCGCCGGAUCGCAGGCCAAGUAUAGCAUGAGUUACACGGCAUCGGACGGGGGCGGAAAGGCUAGAUACCUCCAGGGACAGGGCCAGAGGCCCUCGGAGGAAGUCCCCACGGGUCCCUUUCAUAGGAUCCUUCCCGGCCCCAUCAUUUUUGUCAGAGACCCUCCACUGGAUGACAUCUACCCUCCGAAUCGGAUCCUCGACUUGCGUGUACAACCAGAUCCCGAUGAGCCCUCGACCUUGGUCCUCACCUGGACCUCACCUGGUGCCAACUACAAUCAUGGACGAGCCGAUCGUUAUGAGCUGCGCUAUGCCGCAGACCGGUCGAGCCUCAGAUCGGAGACGUUCCCGUCGGCAAAGCCUGUAAGCACGUCCACCCCACUACCGAGAGGCUCUCGAGAGGAGUUGCGGGUGGGGGUCGGGGAAUCCGGCCUGGACUACGAUCGCGUCUUUUACUUUGCCAUCCGUGCAUUCCACGGUCGCUGGAGUCGGGUUUCCAACGUGGUGAAGGCAAGGUUGCCCCCACCUCCGGCACCGCCCACCACGGUCCCGGCCUCUGUACUCCGCGGCGAGGUCUCAUCCGGAGGUCAGGGUGGGUGGGCGGUGGCACGGGACGAGACCGCCGUGGGAGGAGCCGGAAAACACGCCAAGCUGAUCGUCAUCAUCGGCGGGUGCGUGAGCUUCGUCAUCGUCCUCACCGUCCUCGUCCUCUGCGUCACCAUCUGCGUCCGACGUCGCCAAGAGAAGAAGCAGGAUCCCAAGAGUCCACCGGAACCGAAGAGCAAGAGCCCCGAUGUCAUCAGUCCCGUUUCGUCGGAGAAAGAAUGGGGCGUGAACGUGACCAAGAACGGGAGCCCCGAAUUCGUGGCAGCCUCGGACAUCCUCGGUCAUCAUGCCGGAGCCGACCUCACGCUGACCCCUUAUCACAUGACCAAGGACGAGAGCACGAGCACUCCCCUCUUGCCCGAUCACCUCUCCUUCACCUAUCAGAGCUACGACAUCGUGGGGAACCCGCCACCUUAUUCCCAUCCGGAUGGGAGUUCCUACCAUUCGGUGUCUUCCGUGGAUCAGCUGAGGUCCAAGUACGUGCACUUUUCUCCGAACACCCUCGGGGCACCGCCGGUGCCCCCCAAACCCAGCCUCUACGGCUGCAGAUCCUCCGCGGACUAUUGUGGCCUGAACGAGUCGCAAUCGUCGGUCGGCAGCUCGGACCAAGGAGGCAAAAAAGUCAGAACCGUCACCCAAGUAUGA
Messenger RNA from Darwinula stevensoni, 3312 nucleotides. The record is from the annotation of a GenBank genome assembly. NCBI's taxonomy places the organism in Eukaryota, Metazoa, Arthropoda, Ostracoda, Podocopida, Darwinulidae.